Tilletiopsis washingtonensis is the source of this 503-nucleotide messenger RNA. RefSeq lists its product as hypothetical. Bases 93 to 392 code for a protein of 99 amino acids. The record is from RefSeq and is a predicted model, not a curated record. The transcript has a single exon. Lineage: Eukaryota; Fungi; Basidiomycota; Exobasidiomycetes; Entylomatales.
GUGCCGACAGGUGCGGAGCAGCCAGAAGGCAAGGCGGAUGCCCGUCUGCGCCGUUUCCGUCGCACGUGGCUGCGAGUGCUGAACGAUAUGUGAUGAAGAGCGUCUCCAGCCAGAAACGACUAGCUGGCGCGAGCCUCACCUUCCUCCGCUCAUCGGCGAUACCGUCGGAAACGACGACUCAGAUCACCAGCCAUCUGGCUCCGCCUCGUCCGACGCGUCCGUCUCGACUCAUGCGUCCCGCCCCACCUCGUCCACAUCGCUCUACUCGCGAGCUCUCUAUUCCUCUCUCUGUCGCUCCGACCCUGAGCUCGGCGAGCGAACCUUCGCGUCUCGAAGCCUCGCCGCUGUGCACACGCCCGGCCUCGUCCGCGCGGAGUCCCUCUGCCACAUAACUCACCCCUCGUCCCGUUCACCACCACGCCCAUACGGCCAUACGCCAGCUCCCUCCACUCCACUUCGCUACGACGCCCCAAAUCACUCUGUUCCACGAUGCGAGACCAUCG